Messenger RNA from Protobothrops mucrosquamatus (brown spotted pit viper), 1288 nucleotides. It is a transcript of the gene SNRPA, whose product is annotated as small nuclear ribonucleoprotein polypeptide A. Gene Ontology annotation, biological process: mRNA splicing, via spliceosome. Gene Ontology annotation, molecular function: U1 snRNA binding. Lineage: Eukaryota; Metazoa; Chordata; Lepidosauria; Squamata; Viperidae. Bases 133 to 978 code for a protein of 281 amino acids. The transcript is spliced from 7 exons. The record is from RefSeq and is a predicted model, not a curated record. Gene Ontology annotation, cellular component: U1 snRNP.
UAGUGGAGGACGCGAGGAAGGGUCGGCGGGAGCGGUGGCGGGGCGGCUGACGCGGCCUGCGUGGGAUCGAAAUUUAUUACUCCGUUUGGCUGAAUCUUUCCAUUCCCCGCCAGCCUCAGACUUGCAGUUGUCAUGGCGGUCCCAGAACCCCGGUCCAAUCACACCAUCUACAUCAACAACCUUAAUGAGAAAAUCAAGAAAGACGAGCUCAAGAAGUCUCUGUAUGCCAUUUUCUCCCAAUUUGGGCAGAUCCUCGACAUUCUGGUGUCCCGCAACCUGAAAAUGAGAGGCCAGGCCUUUGUCAUUUUCAAAGAGAUAUGCAGCUCCACCAACGCCCUACGCUCCAUGCAGGGGUUCCCAUUUUAUGACAAGCCCAUGAGGAUCCAGUACGCCAAGGUAGAUUCUGACAUCAUAGCCAAGAUGAAGGGCACUUUUGUGGAGCGGGACCGCAAGAGAGAAAAGCGAAAGCCCAAAGGCCAAGAGGCACAAGCAACUAAGAAGCAGAUACCAGGAGCAGCUGCCCCAGUGGGCCCCUCUGUCCAGGGCACCGUGCCGGGCAUGCCCCCCAUGAACCAGGCUCCCUGUGUGAUGCACCACAUGCCAGGGCAGCCCCCUUACAUGCCACCCCCAGGCAUGAUGCCACCACCUGGCAUGGCGCCGGGCUCCAUCCCCCCAGGGGCAAUGCCGCCACAACAGAUGCUGCCAGGACAGAUGGCCACAGCGCAGCAGCUGUCGGAGAAUCCACCUAACCACAUCCUGUUCCUCACCAACCUUCCCGAGGAGACGAAUGAGUUGAUGCUGUCCAUGCUCUUCAAUCAGUUCCCUGGCUUCAAGGAGGUGCGGUUGGUGCCCGGGCGCCAUGACAUUGCCUUUGUUGAAUUCGACAAUGAGGUGCAGGCCGGUGCUGCCCGCGAUGCCCUCCAGGGAUUCAAGAUCACCCAGAACAACGCUAUGAAGAUCUCCUUUGCCAAGAAGUGAGCCCCCCCCCCAGGUGGGGGCAGUUCCUGAACUGUGGGCCUUUUUUUCUAGUUUUUGCCUGUAAAAUGGUUUGUGUUGUUUCUCUAAUGUUGUCUCCUGUGCAAGGUAAGUGUGUGUGGGCGUGAAUGGGUGAGUGAAAGAGAGAAUUCGCAGUUGGAUGAAAGGCAGGCGGAGCUAUCUGUCCGUUGGGUGUGAGUGGCGUCUGAGAGGAAGCGGCCGAUUCCUGGCAAAAGCUUUGUACCCAGAGUCUGACGGCCAGACAUCGCACCUGGAGCUUUUCCUUUUGGCAAUAAACGUGUUCCUUUGUUCU